AUGUCACCGAUUAUUCUAAUGUAUCCAUCCAUCUUCUCUUUGCAUUUCCAGUUUGUCCACGCCCGGCCGGAAUCCAUGGGGUCAAGGAGGGGAAGGCCGCAGCAGCACUAUCCUCCUCCUCCUCCUCCUGCCGCCGCCGCCGAGGGCCCGCGGCCCGGACGCCCAUUCCCUCAGCCGCAAGGAGGACGCGGCGCCCCGUCGCCGCAGCCUAGAGACGAUGCGGCCGCAGGCACAGGCAGGGGCCGUGCUGCCCGUGGCGCCGGCAGGGGCGCCGCGCGCGGGGCCGGCCCCUCCUCCGCUCCCGCCACAUGGCCGUUGGGCCGCCUGGCUCCCGACCUGCGCCAAGCAAUGGAAGAACCUUCGCCGCCGGCGCCGGCAGGCCCUUCAGAGCCGCGGCCACCUCAAACGGCCCAGCCAGUGCCCGUGCCCGCCACGGCCGAGGCCCCGAUCCCGGCGUCGAGCAAGGCGAUCCGGUUUCCGGUGCGGCCGGGCAAGGGCAGCGCCGGCACCAGGUGCCUGGUCAAGGCCAACCAUUUCAUCGCGCACCUCCCCGACAAGGACCUCCACCACUACGACGUAUCGAUCACUCCGGAGGUCACCUCGCGGGUCGUCAACCGGGCGGUGAUCAACGAGCUGGUGAACCUGCACAGGGCCGCCUACCUCGGCGGGAGGCUACCGGCGUACGACGGCAGGAAGAGCCUCUACACGGCAGGCCCGUUGCCGUUCGCUUCCAAGGAGUUUCAGAUCACUCUGCUCGACGACGACAAUGGCUCCGGCUCUGCCUCCCAGAGGCGGCAGAGGAAUUUCAAGGUGGUGAUUAAGUUCGCCGCGCGCGCCGACCUUCACCGCCUCGGGAUGUUUCUGGCCGGGAGGCACGCGGAGGCUCCUCAGGAGGCGUUGCAGGUUCUUGACAUUGUGCUGCGGGAGCUGCCCUCUGCAAGAUAUGCGCCAUUUGGACGCUCGUUCUUUUCGCCCGACCUGGGCAGAAGGCAGCCCCUCGGCGACGGAUUAGAGAGCUGGCGCGGGUUUUACCAGAGCAUCCGGCCUACUCAGAUGGGCCUGUCACUCAAUAUUGAUAUGUCAGCGACAGCUUUCAUCGAGCCAUUGCCUGUGAUAGAUUAUGCCGCACAGCUCCUGCGUUCCGACAUCCAUUCGAGGCCCCUCUCAGACGCCGAACGUGUUAAGAUCAAGAAGGCACUGAGAGGAGUAAAGGUGGAAGUUACUCAUCGUGGCAACAUGCGAAGGAAGUACAGGAUAUCUGGUCUGACAACUCAGGCAACUCGAGAGCUGACUUUUCCUGUUGACGAAGGGGGCACAGUAAAGUCGGUCGUACAAUACUUUCAGGAGAUAUACGGCUUUGCCAUCCAGCACACGUACCUGCCUUGCCUCCAAGUUGGCAAUCAGCAGCGUCCAAAUUACUUGCCUAUGGAGGUCUGCAAAAUAGUGGAGGGACAGAGGUACUCCAAGAGACUAAAUCAGAAUCAGAUAAGAGCUCUCUUGGAUGAGACAUGUCAGUACCCGCGUGAUCGGGAGCGUGAUAUAACCCAGAUGGUCAAACACAAUGCUUAUCAGGAGGAUCCUUAUGCGAAAGAGUUCGGCAUUAAGAUCAGCGAUCGUCUGGCAUCAGUAGAUGCACGGAUUUUGCCGGCCCCACGGCUUAAGUACAACGAGACUGGUAGAGAAAAGGAUUGUUUACCUAGAGUUGGUCAGUGGAAUAUGAUGAACAAGAAAAUGGUAAAUGGUGGCAAAGUCAGAAGCUGGAUGUGCGUCAAUUUUGCCCGUAACGUGCCAGACAAGCUUGCUCGUGAUUUCUGCCAUCAACUUGCUCAGAUGUGCCAAGACUCGGGAAUGGACUUCGCUCUGGAGUCUGUUCUUCCACCCAUGAGUGCACGCCCGGAUCAAGUGGAGCGAGCUCUCAAAGCUCGGUACCAUGAGGCAAUGAACAUUCUUGGGCCCCAGCGCCGGGAGCUUGAUCUGCUUAUUGGGAUCCUUCCUGACAACAACGGCUCGCUUUAUGGUGAUCUGAAGCGCGUGUGCGAAAUCGAUCUCGGAAUAGUUUCGCAAUGCUGUUGUACGAAGCAGGUGUUCAAAUUGAACAAGCAAAUUUACGCAAAUAUUGCACUGAAGAUAAACGUCAAGGUGGGGGGCAGGAACACUGUGCUGGUGGAUGCAUUGUCGCGGCGUAUUCCUCUUGUCACCGACAGACCUACAAUCAUAUUUGGUGCUGAUGUGACCCAUCCUCAUCCUGGCGAGGACAGCAGUCCCUCGAUCGCUGCUGUUGUAGCCUCCCAAGAUUGGCCCGAGGUUACGAGGUACGCGGGGUUAGUUUCUGCUCAGGCGCACCGGCAAGAGCUCAUAGAGGAUUUGUACAAGGUCCGGCAAGAUCCACAGAAAGGACCAGUCAGUAGUGGCAUGAUUAGGGAGCUACUUAUAUCCUUUAAGAAAUCAACCGGUGAGAAGCCCCAGCGGAUAAUAUUCUACAGGGAUGGCGUUAGCGAGGGCCAGUUUUACCAAGUUCUGCUGUUUGAACUCAAUGCGAUCCGAAAAGCCUGUGCUUCCCUGGAGGCAAACUACCAGCCACAGGUGACUUUCAUCGUGGUUCAGAAACGCCACCACACGAGACUAUUUGCGCACAAUCACAAUGAUAAGAACUCGAUGGACAGGAGUGGAAACAUACUCCCAGGUACCGUUGUGGACACGAAGAUCUGUCAUCCGACUGAGUUUGACUUCUACUUGUGCAGCCAUGCUGGCAUCAAGGGCACCAGCCGUCCCGCUCAUUAUCACGUCUUGUGGGACGAAAACAACUUCACAGCUGAUGGGUUGCAGACUCUCACCAACAACCUCUGCUACACCUACGCGAGGUGCACUCGCUCGGUGUCGAUUGUUCCACCUGCAUACUAUGCUCAUCUGGCCGCCUUCCGUGCCCGUUUCUACAUGGAGCCAGAGAGCUCCGACAGCGGCUCUAUGGCAAGUGGGCCCGGUGGGCGUGGACCGCAGUCCGGCUCGUCGGCGUCACGUGGUACUCGGGCCCCCGGCGGUGCAGCUGUCAAGCCCCUUCCAGCCCUGAAGGACAAUGUGAAGAACGUCAUGUUCUACUGCUGA
This is a messenger RNA of Triticum turgidum subsp. durum (durum wheat), 3102 nucleotides long. NCBI's taxonomy places the organism in Eukaryota, Viridiplantae, Streptophyta, Magnoliopsida, Poales, Poaceae. The record is from the annotation of a GenBank genome assembly.